Lachancea nothofagi CBS 11611 is the source of this 2835-nucleotide messenger RNA. The record is from the annotation of a GenBank genome assembly. Lineage: Eukaryota; Fungi; Ascomycota; Saccharomycetes; Saccharomycetales; Saccharomycetaceae.
AUGGAUGGAGCACGAACAAGUUUGUUACUAAACUUACGAUGUUGGCGCAGUGGGUGUCACAGACGUCAAAUUGGUAGCAUGGCUACUACCUUACCAAAGGAGAUUCAGAGAAUUGUGGGAGAGCCGCAACAACAGUCACCAUUACAAGUACAAGAACUCAACGCAGUGCUUACGUUCAUGCGGAAAGGUCGUAACUUAACGAUAAAACAGCGCGCUUCAAUUAUUCAGGGAUUGUAUCGACGAGAUGCGCAUCGUGAAGUUGUCACUGUAGCUAAAUCAGCACUUUUUGAUGGAGACCAGAAUUACAGAGAAAAUGUAUCCGCUGUUGAACUCAAAAAGUUCUUUUCGUCGCUUAUAUCUAUGGGCAGAACAAUGCAGCUGGCAGAGAAAAUGUUUCAAAUGAUCAAACAAUUCUCGUUGACACGUAAUACCAUGGUUAUGAGCGUCAUCAAUGCAACCUUUGUCCAAACCUCUACACAAUAUGACGUGCCAGAAACUCUACUCGUGUGGAUUAAACUUUACAAAUACCUAGAAGGGCACGCUGAUUUUACGAAUUACGAAAUUGAUAAACCCGUUUUGAAGACUCUCUUAUUUUAUCUUCGAAGUAAAAAGCUAGAUCUGAGUACCAUUCAGGAGACGCUGGAGUUGAUCGGCGGUACACAAGGCCCUCUCAUGGCUUCCCAAUUUGCUUCUACUUUGAUAUAUCUAACCUCGUACAACCGGGACUUUGACCUGACGGAAGGCCUCUGGAACUACAAGAUUGAAAAGAAGUAUCCAAUUAUUAGCUCCGAUUUAACCCAGAUCUGUAAAGCAUACUGUCAUUUUGAAAAAUUUCGUCUUGUCCAGCAGACUCAUUCCCAGCAUCCAGAAGCUCACGAUGACAACUCACAGUUUGAUUAUCUUCUGAUCGCCUAUGCCAAGCAGCAGGAUUGGCAAAGUCUGCAAAAUCAAUUCAAUGCCCUUUUCGGCAUUGGAGAACUGCCAAAUAUAAACCAUUAUGGAAUAGUCAUGUUCUCAGUAGCGCGUUUGGGAGAAAAAGAAAUGGUUGAAAAACUCUACCACCAACUUCUAAGAAGAAAAAUGAUUCCGACAUUACCAGUACUACAAGCCUUGUUGCAAGCUUACUAUAAAAUUGGGGACUUUAACGGUUGUUUUCAGCAUUUUGAACUCUUUAACAAAUAUGAUAUUAAACCAACUCCGUCUACGUGCCAAAUAAUGCUUCAGGUAUACCGCAAUUUAUGCGACGUAGACGGGUCAUUGAAAUUUCUAAAAAAGAUGACUGAUUCCAAUGUUGAAAUGUCGGAGCGACACUUUUCAACAAUUAUCAAUACAUGCGCGAAGACGACAAAUCAUGCUAUCGCAGAACAGCUCUUCCAAGUCAUGAAAUCUUACUACAAUAUAAUUCCAACGGGUGCUUCAGUCGCAGCACUGGCACAUGUUUACAUUGAGAGUAACAUGCCUCAGCUUGCACUGAAGCUGUUCAAAGAAUACUGCAACUGCAAGCCACCGUUGGAAAAUGAAAUUGCCAUCUACAAUAAAGCUGCAGAGGCAUAUAUGCGCAUGGGUCUCAACGACAUGUCUGAGAAGAUUUUUGAGGAAGUUUUGGGAAAGAAUCUUCCAGCAAACUCUGAAUUUUACACAGUUAUGAUAAAACACCUGUCCUUGUACAUGAAAGACUACAGCACUGCAGAGAACGUUUUAGAUCAAUUACUGAAUCACCCAAAACUCAAAGCAUCCCCUUCGCAUUUUGAAGCACUAAUGAAGGCAUAUGAUAGAGUCUCUAAUCGCGACGCAGUUCUAAAACUGUAUCAAAAGAUACUAGACAAUAACGUACCAGUAAACUCUAAGAUUCUCUAUUAUCUGAUAAAAGCCACUUUUAAGAUGAGACUGAGGUCUAAAGAAAAUCUAGACGAUGCAAUAGAUCUUGUUGACGACAUCAUGAAUCGAGCCGCCAACAGAACACUCGACAUCACUUUUGAGAAACUUCACCCGUCGGUGAUGGCGUGGCCUAUGAGGGCAGCAGCCAAGUUCCAUAGCCCUAUGAGAGCAAUCGAAUUGAUGAAUAAGUACAAUGAUUUGUUUUUCGAGAAAACGGAGUCAACCGCUAGCAACCUUGUUGUGAUGAGAAGUCUUCUAGUCUUGUCUGCAGAGGUCCAUCAAUGGGAUGAUUUCCAAAAAAUUUACGAAAGAUAUAUGACGAAAAUCUCCUUCUAUCAGAAUUUACCAUCUGCAAUUGUUAGAAAUAAGAGACUAGACUCACUACUGAUUGGUAUUUUGAGUUACAAAAUAAAGCAUUUAGUAGCUUCAGACCGUGUCACUGAAGUUUCAAAAUUGUUGAAAGACACCUCAGAGAAGAAUCUGGUGAUCGAUAACGAUGCUUGGAAUGAAGCUAUUUUGAGCAUGUUUGCUGAUACACGUACGAUAGAAGAUGGCAUUCAAUUGGUUGAUUCAAAACUCAUCCACGGUUUCAAUGUAACCCACAAGUACAGGCUCUUGAGGAAACACGCUGCUGCAAAUACCUCCACAGACAGAAACUCUUGGUUUUUAGAAAAGAAGAGACAAAAUCCUAACAGUUUCCAGCCUAAACUGUACUUGAAAUCUAGCGUCUUUGACAGGGUUACUGAGGCUAUGGACAAUUACUUGAACACUCAAAGUGAUUUGGAGACAGAGCUCACAAGGCUUACAACACACUACAAGUAUUUCAUGAAAAGUUAUUUGAUGAGCCCAAGAAACAAAAUUUCUGAGUGGGCAGACAUCGAAACAAGGCAUGCUCCAUACUUGCAAAAGAUUAGAAGUGGCAAGAGGGCGAUUAAUACCGGCGAAGUGCCAUUUUGA